AUGAGCGCGCAGGCGCUGGCCUUUCAUCAUGCCUCCAAGCCCAUCUCCGUCCAAGAGUUCCGUGAUGCCGUCCUCUCAGUGUCUCGGCCGCGCUUCCCUACGGCCCUUAGACGCCCACGAGAUCCUCAACCCCUGGCCAUCAGCGGAGGCGUGGACUCCAUGGCCAUGGCAUAUCUCUUUUCCCGCCUCCUCAGGAUGUACAGGGGCAUCAAGAUAGCCGACAACCCUGCCGAAACUGCCUUUGGCGUUGUAGUCGACCACAAGCUGCGAGAGGAGAGCACCCAGGAAGCAUCCCGCGUCACCCAGGAGCUCAAGCGGCUCGGCCUCAAGGCCAUCAUCAAGACCCUCAACUGGAGGGAGCUCAAGUGGCAAGGCAUUGAACCAGCCACCAUGCCCAACAUUGAGAGCGUUGCUCGCACCAUGCGCUACCAGGCCUUGGGGUCGACUUGCAAAUACCUGCAAUCCUCAAGCCUCUUCUUUGCCCACCACCAGGACGACCAGUACGAAACGGUCCUGAUGAGGCUGCUCGCCGGCCAUGGGUACCGCGGACUUCAGGGCAUACGGGAGGCCAAUGCCAUUCCCGAGUGCUAUGAGAUGCACAGCGUCUACAAGAGCGGUCUUCUCGAUGACCAGAUGCAGAAGCGCCCCUUUUUGAGCUUCAAGCCGCCGUCGCGGGAGAUGAAGCGGCUGCGUCAUAUCCUAAGGGACGACAAAGACGCAGAGCCGUGGGAUCAAAUCAGGUCGUAUCUGAGCUCAAGUGACAAGCCCAUGAGCUUUUCCAGCCAUUUCUCCCGGGAUUUUGACCCCAGUGUACCAUAUCUGACCCCUCUACAGAGCGAGGAUGGCGGCGUUACCAUCUACCGGCCACUUGUGGAGUUUGGCAAGGCCAGGCUCAUUGCUACGUGCGAGGCCAACGGUGUUCGAUGGUUCGAGGAUAGCACAAACACCGAUCCAACCCUCACUACCCGCAACGCUAUCCGGCAGCUCACUCGGGCGCACACGCUGCCCAAGGCGCUGCAGAAGCCGUCUAUCCUAGCACUUGCUCAGCGGUCGAAACGGAGGGUUAGACUGGAAGAGGCCGAAGCCCAUCGACUGCUCGUGCGCGAAAGGGUCAUCAAGGACUUUGAUCCAAACGCAGGCACUCUGCUCAUUGACGUCUCAACGCUUUGGCGCGCAUCGUCCUCGCAAAUGAGACGUCCUUUCUCCCAGGCCCGGGAGGAAGCACGCAGACGCUCUCGUAGGCUGUUGGCUGCCAUAGCACUCCGCAAGCUCAUUGCCUUUGUAACCCCCGAGCUCCAUCUGCCGCCUCUGGGUAACCUGGAAAAUGCCGUUGAUCGGUUGUUUCCAGAGCUGUCAGGGGCAAUCGGCACAGUACCGGCAGCCCAGCCAAAGGCCUUUUCGAUCGCAGGUGUUCUCUUCGAGCCCGUGCCAAAGCGGAAUGCGGCCUCGUGGCUCUUAUCCAGGGCACCAUAUUCCUCGAGGCAGCCGUUGCCUGAGCAAAAACUGCCCGGGUAUCUGAAUUAUCGAGCAGGCAUAUUCAAGAUGGACGGCGAUGGCGACCAGCCCAGUCGCCACCGUCACUGGCGCGGAUGGAAAACCGCCAAACUCUGGGAUGGACGCUUCUGGAUACGAGUCAGCGCCUGUGUUGCCGCAAAGUUCCAGGUGCUUCCCUUUCUCCCAUCCUCCGCGAAGCCGUUCCGCAUGGCCCUGCCCCCGCGAGAGCGCGCCAACCUGGAGAAGAUCCUCAAGCACUAUGCCCCCGGGAAAGUGCGGUAUUCUUUGCCGGGCCUGUACAGC
This is a messenger RNA of Trichoderma reesei QM6a, 1797 nucleotides long. RefSeq lists its product as uncharacterized. Gene Ontology annotation, molecular function: ATP binding; ligase activity, forming carbon-nitrogen bonds. Gene Ontology annotation, biological process: tRNA processing. The transcript has 3 exons. Lineage: Eukaryota; Fungi; Ascomycota; Sordariomycetes; Hypocreales; Hypocreaceae. The annotation marks the transcript as partial. The record is from RefSeq and is a predicted model, not a curated record.